UGCGUGGCGGGGGCGUGCACGGAUUUGCGGGAGCGCGCACUGGGAGGUGUGAGGUAUUCGGCCAGGCGGCGGUGGCGGAGAUUGUGGCGGAUAAUUGUGUUGGGAGAACGGAGAGGAUUUGUCGGUGUUCCUGUAUGAGUGUCGGAUAUGGAGGCCAGGAGAAGCGGGUCUAAGAAAACAUGCUUCAGUUUGACACUACUUUGGAAUUGAUGAAUUGGAAAUACGGGUAGACUCACUGCUGAGCUUUCAGUUCACUUCAGGCUUCUGCUGAUAUCACAGGAACAAAUUUAACCAAAGAAGAUCUCUUUAUUUGUGAAAAUAUUCUGCAUAGCUCCAAACACUAGAAUUCUUUCUUGGAAAAAUGCUGCCAAUAAAAAAGAUGACCGUGAUAAAGCAUGUGUUUGCUGCUUUGUUUGGGUCCUUUCUUCUUGGAGUUCAUAUUCAAGGUCAGAAUUUGGACAUUUUUCCACAUAGGACUGGAACAAAAUCAAACUCGGACCUAAAGAAGCUGGAAAAUGGGGUGACAUUAGCUCCAGAAGACACACUACCCUUCCUAAAUUGUUACUGCUUUGGUUACUGUCCUGAAGAUGCGACAAAUAACACUUGCAUUACAAAUGGACAUUGCUUUGCAAUAAUUGAGGAAGAUGAACAUGGAGAAACUGCAACAACGUCUGGUUGUAUGAAGCUUGAAGGCUCAGACUUUCAAUGCAAGGAUUCUCCAAAAGCACAGUUACGGAGAACAAUUGAAUGUUGCCGAACUGACUUCUGUAAUAAGGAUUUGCGACCAACAUUGCCCCCAGAUGGGAGGACAGAAGGAAUAUUUGGCAGAAGUGCACACCUCAUCGCUUUUAUAAUAUCCUUUGUAGUCUGCUUGUUUAUCAUGGUUAUCUUCAUCUUUAUCACUUGCUUCUACAAGAAUAAGCUGGCAUCUCAGAGAAUGCGCUAUAACAGGGAUCUGGAGCAGGAUGAAGCUUUCAUACCAGCUGGAGAAUCACUGAAAGCUCUCAUUGACCUUUCACAAAGUUCUGGCAGUGGGUCAGGGCUUCCUCUCUUGGUCCAGAGAACCAUUGCUAAGCAGAUCCAGAUGGUGAGACAGAUUGGAAAAGGAAGAUAUGGAGAGGUUUGGAUGGGAAAAUGGAGAGGUGAAAAGGUAGCCGUCAAAGUAUUUUUCACCGCCGAGGAAGCCAGCUGGUUCAGAGAGACUGAAAUUUACCAAACUGUGUUAAUGCGGCAUGAGAAUAUUCUUGGUUUCGUAGCUGCUGAUAUUAAAGGGACAGGCUCCUGGACACAAAUGUAUCUGAUAACAGAAUAUCACGAGAAUGGAUCUUUGUAUGAUUUUCUCAAGUGUGCUACUCUGGAUACAAGAUCUCUCCUCAAGCUGGCUUACUCUGCUGCCUGUGGCUUGUGUCAUCUACACACAGAGAUAUAUGGUACUCAGGGAAAACCAGCAAUCGCCCACAGAGAUCUGAAAAGCAAAAACAUCCUUAUCAAGGAAAACUGGACAUGCUGCAUUGCUGACCUGGGACUAGCAGUCAAAUUUAACAGUGACACCCAUGAAGUGGAUAUUCCCUUGAACACACGUGUAGGCACAAAACGCUACAUGGCGCCUGAAGUUCUGGAUGAAAGUUUGAAUAAGAACCACUUCCAAGCAUACAUAAUGGCGGACAUAUAUAGCUUUAGCUUAAUCAUUUGGGAAAUGACCCGCCGCUGCAUCACUGGUGGUAUUGUUGAAGAGUAUCAGUUGCCAUAUUAUGAUAUGGUGCCAAGCGAUCCAUCCUUUGAAGAUAUGCGAGAAGUUGUGUGCAUAAAGUGUUUACGUCCCUCAGUGUCCAAUAGGUGGAACAGUGAUGAGUGCUUGAGGGCAAUCUUGAAAUUAAUGGCCGAGUGUUGGGCCACAAAUCCUGCUUCCCGUCUAACAGCUCUACGAAUCAAAAAGACACUUGCGAAGAUGGUAGAGGCUCAAGAUGUAAAGAUUUGACAAUGCGAAUGUUGGCUCCAGCAUUAAGACUCUGAAUAGAGGGAGCAGGGUGUGUGCAGGGGUGGUAACUUUCCCUGUGACACUCUGCAGGCUGCUAAAUAAUGACUCAAUUCAGUACUGUGUAAAUGGUGCAGAGCGCAUCUUCUCUUCAUUGGGAGCUUCAGUGUACAUCAGAACAGAAAUAUUUUUUCUUUUUAUAUUUUAUCAAGACUUUUAUCGCAGUAUAAUGGGUAAUGAAUUGCAUGUUCAGAUUAUUUUGCUUUCUGUGAAAGCAGCAUCCAUAUAAAAUCCAUACUUAUCUUUUUUUUUUUUUUUUCUUUUUUUUUGUUCUUCAAAAGAAACAUGUUAUUGCAUUGCCUUUAUAAUGUUUAUAUGGAAACCAAGAAUCCUUCUGUGCCGGAUAUCAUUUUUUGCCAUGUUUUAAGCUAUCACAUUUUUUAAAACCUUUAUGUACCCAUUAAAAUGUCAAGUCAAGAGCAAGUGUUCUUCAUCAAAGAGAACUAAACCGCAGGGAUAUUUUCUGGGAAUUUUCUACAAUAUGGACGGUUAUUUUUAUUCCUUCAGUACCAGCCUAAUGUUCAAUUCCUAAUGUACAAUGGACUGCUUGUAUGAGCUGGGGUGGAAAGUUUAAAGCCUUGAAAUACCUGAAGUGUUUAAAAAAUUGUCAGUUUUCUGCUGCUAUUGUCAGAAUAUAAACAGUCUAUUCUGUAACAUGUAACAUUACGUGCUCAUUCAUACUAUGGGUUGCACUGACGCACGUUUUCAUGCAUUGAGGCAUGCUGCAUUAUGAAAUCCCAUUCGCUUUGAAUAUGCUGGCAGAGCACCUCAAUGCAAGAAAGUACAUACCUGCUCCAUUUUUACUUUUAAAUGGUGCACCAGAACGAAAGUAUAAUUCACAACCGUGUGCUACUGCAACUCACAGAUCAGAAUGGGCACUAAAGGAUUUUUUUAAAUGGUAAUUCAAUUGUGAGGUGUCCUUUUGAGCCUCUUUGUGCCUUUUAUUGCUUUCUGUGUCCCUGCCGGGAAAGUGUAGUACUCCAUAUUACCAUUGCACACAUUGUUGGAAAAGGUUUAAAGGAUGUGGGUGCUGCAGCAACCACUAGCUGGAAACUGGUAUGGAAAGUCACAAUGAAGAUAUUUGCCAGCACACCAUGUAGGGUCCAAACAGAUUAUUAUUAUUUUUUAUUGAAGCUCGAUCACAUCACAUAUCUGCACUUACCUGGUAUAUGUUGUUGAUCAUGCUUCAAUAAAAAAAAAUCUGUUUGGAUGCUACUUGUUGAUGCAUGGUGUGCUGGCAUAUAUACUCAUCCUGCUGGGAAGAUUUUGCUUCACUUCCUGUCCUGGUGAUGACUGAAACAAGAAGUGCGAGUCUCCCUAAUGCAGACACCACCCACAUUAAAAAGCGAACAGAGAUUCUAACCUUACGUUAUUUUUUUCUUUGUUUUUAUUGCUUUCGGAUUCCCCACUGGAGAGAUGUCUUGUCUUAGUGACCACCAUCACUGAGACAAGAACUGAGAAUAAAUCUCCUCAGUGAUAAUAACAGACCUCAAUAAAAGCAGAGGGUCUAGCCAUGACAUUUCUUUUUUUCGCAACUAAACAGUUUAAGCUGAAGUAUUUUACAAACUGAAAUUAUUUGAUUUUGUGCCAAUAACACUACUUUUUUUUAAGCCAAA
Messenger RNA from Rana temporaria (common frog), 3651 nucleotides. It is a transcript of the gene BMPR1A, whose product is annotated as bone morphogenetic protein receptor type 1A. Bases 362 to 1978 code for a protein of 538 amino acids. The transcript has 13 exons. Gene Ontology annotation, cellular component: plasma membrane; signaling receptor complex. Gene Ontology annotation, biological process: dorsal/ventral pattern formation; cellular response to growth factor stimulus; protein phosphorylation. Gene Ontology annotation, molecular function: SMAD binding; transforming growth factor beta receptor activity, type I; ATP binding. NCBI's taxonomy places the organism in Eukaryota, Metazoa, Chordata, Amphibia, Anura, Ranidae. The record is from RefSeq and is a predicted model, not a curated record.